AUGCGCAGCUUUUAUUUCGCUCUCCUCUUGGCUCCAACCGCCGUCCUUUCAGUUGAGAUCAACAUUAACCCUGGAACCGGAGAGCUAUGCUGCGACCAGGGUACACCAGACAGUUCCGAAUCCUGCAAAGGUUUAGGUUUGAACUCAUACUGUAAUGUGUAUAAUGCAUUCAUUGGGUGCGCAAAGUGA
Messenger RNA from Pyricularia oryzae 70-15, 189 nucleotides. RefSeq lists its product as uncharacterized. The record is from RefSeq and is a predicted model, not a curated record. Bases 1 to 189 code for a protein of 62 amino acids. NCBI's taxonomy places the organism in Eukaryota, Fungi, Ascomycota, Sordariomycetes, Magnaporthales, Pyriculariaceae. The transcript has 2 exons.